Anopheles coluzzii is the source of this 2140-nucleotide messenger RNA. RefSeq lists its product as uncharacterized. Lineage: Eukaryota; Metazoa; Arthropoda; Insecta; Diptera; Culicidae. The coding region runs from base 269 to 1747 and encodes 492 amino acids. The transcript is spliced from 2 exons. The record is from RefSeq and is a predicted model, not a curated record.
GAAAAAAAGGAGUUUAAAAAUAAAACAGAAACAUCGAUGAUGCUUUAUAUAAUGCUCUUAAUGUAUCGCAAACAGCUGAAAUGAUAAAACGGGUGGAAAAUAAUUGCUACAUUUGACGGAAAAAUUGCACAAAGCACACCGUUUGUCUAGCUACCGUGAGUGCCUUCAUCAGCUGUUUGACUGAUGACGUCAUUCGUGGAGUGGUGUAAACAAACCAGAAUCACACGCGCAGAAAAAACCCCUCUACAUACAGGUGCAGAAACAGGCAAUGUGCGAUUUGAAGCAUAAUGUUCAAUUAAAAAACGUACAGCAAGGUGAAGUGUUUAAUUAUUCUACCAUCUUACUGAAGGGCGAUCUAGCGAACCCAUAUUGCGGUGGGAAAUUUCGCAUCCUAGCCGACAAUUCCCAAUCCGUCCCAUUUUCCGUCGCGAUAGAGAAUGCCGUCGGUAGUGAAGGUGAGAGCAAGCAAGUCAUUCGCAAGUUUCGCAUUCUGUUAAGACUUUCUCCCGGUGAACAUCAGUACGCGGUGCAGUACUGCAGCACGCAAACAUGUGUCCGCUUAGUGUACACAGCUCCGGAGAGACGGUUUACCGUGGCCCCCGUUUACAUCAUCUGCAAAGGACACAGCGGUCGCUAUCAGUCCAGUGAAAACGAUGCGCACAACGAUAGCGAGCAAGCGUGUCGCAAAAUAACGCUUGCCAUCGAGCUGCUCCAGUGUUUGUACGCGGAAAAGCUGCAGGAGCAUGGUUUCGGUCGCAAAACGUUCGCGCUUGAGGCACCGUGCCGUCCGUUCUACGCCGAGCUGCAGUGGGCUCAAUCUACCACCAUGACGGAAGAUGCCCUUUGGCACCGGUUCGCUGGCGAGCUGGUGCACCGCAAACACUACGACAUGGAGCGGGUGAAGGUGGUCGGCUUUCUGAGCAGUACGCACUUUGAAGGCAUCAGUGAUGGUGACUAUUCGUACGAGAACAUCCGGAAGCGUACGACCGGCCAUGCGGCACUGGGUGGCGGCGGGUUGGCCCUGUUCGGUACCGGGUGUCUCUACACGUGGCCCUCGACGCUGGAGACGGUUUGCGAUGCACUGCUAAGCGAGCAGCCGAUCGAUUGCGCCAAACUGCUGGACGAUAGCAACUACAGACGCACGUAUGGCGGAUGCUUUGCCACCACCCUCGGCUCGGUUUGCCACGAGAUGGGCCAUACGUUCGAUCUCGGUCACACCCCGGACGGUUCCAUCAUGGGCGAUGGGUUCGAUGCCAUCGACAACGUGUUUGUUGGGGGAGCUGGAGGUCGUGCGCAGGGUGCGAACGGACCGAAACGCCUCAUCGCUACCAAACCGGGCGGUCUGGCCGGUAGACUGACGCAGCUAAAACGCCCAGGCGAGGUGCUACGGCAGCGACUGGAAGCGAAGCAAAACGAUGGUGUCUUUUUUGCGCCCACAAGUGCACUGACGCUCAGCUAUCAUCGGUGGUUUAACGACGCACGGAAGGGUUGCGGUGGUGGGUCAAUGAAUUUUGAUAACACCACCAGAACGGUGUCGUGCAACGGGUCGAGCAUCGUUUUGGUGGAAUUACGCUCCACCGACAGUGGCAUGAUGCAAAAAUGUUGGACGUUCCAGGAGGGACAGCAGCCUCGACCCAUCUCAUUUACGCUUCCCAGGCUAGCAAACCUGCCAGAGCUGACGUUGUUUGCCGUGGACACUGAGGGGAGCGUUCUAAAGAUAGACCUUAACAGUAUUAACCAAGCAUAAAUAGACGAAGCACAAACAGAAGCGUGAUAAAACAGGACUUUUGCUAGCUGCGCUGAAAGGGCAAGCAAAAAUAAAACCCUUCCCAGUUGCUUUAGCGUUUAAAUAAUUAAUUAGAAUUGAAAUGAUGGCUUCAAAUUAUUAUUAUUUAAUAUGAUGACUGUAAAUUGCUUCCAGAUUGUAGCUGGUAGCAACCAGAUUUACUGAUAACAAAACAAUUUAAAAAUAUUGCCUCGGACAGCAUGGAACUGAGGGUGUUGCUGACGUUGGGUCUAUCAGACAUGCCGCCGUAUGGCCUAUAUUAUUUUUCUCGCCUUCGCGGCCACCACGAAAUUAUAUGAAUUAGUCUUAUCUCACAUGCUACUAAACAUUCGAUCUCGGUACGUUCUUUUCCCC